UAGAGACCCUCACCUCCCUAUAAUUGUUCUCUUACAAAUAGGUUUCCCCUUGGGCACACAAACCCACCUGUACACUCCUUUUACCUGUUCGAUUCCAAAUCCUCUGCAAUUUCCUUCGUUUUCAUUACAAUUUUAAUUUUUUAUUUCCAUAUACCUAUAUAUAUAUAUAUAAUGUAUACAUUUAAUCAGUAGCACAAUUUUUCUGGGCUGUUACCUUUCACUUCAGAGGCAUCGAUUUCAAUUUCGUAAUUUCUAGGGUUAGGGUUUUCGAUUCAUUCGUCCUUGCGAUCGAUCGAUUGGGUGGGAGACAAUUAUGGGUGGGGAGGGCGAUUCCAGCGAGCCUAAAGUCAGUGGCGAAGGAGGAGAAGGAGGAGAGCAGAUUAACAUUCGAUGCUCGAAUGGUUCCAAGUUUUCGGUGAGGGCGAGCCUGGACUCGACUGUUGGGGCAUUCAAGGAAGUUUUGUCUCAGAAUUGCGAUAUUCCAGCUGAUCAGCAGAGGUUGAUUUACAAAGGUCGUAUUUUGAAGGACGACCAGACCCUCACUAGUUAUGGUCUGCAGGCAGAUCAUACUGUUCACAUGGUCCGUGCCUUUGCUGCACCUGCAUCAACCCCCGCUCCUCCUGCUGCUAAUGCUACUUCUGCUAGUCCUACAACUGCUCCAGGUGUUACUCGCGGUGUUGGUUCCACUGAGCGUGAGGGGCUUCAGACUCCUGACCUUGGGGCAUCUUUGUUGUUUGGGCAGGGUUUAAACCCACUCGGUGGUGGUGGAGGACAGGGGUUAUUUGGAGCUGGUCUUCCGGAAUUUGAACAAGUGCAGCAGCAACUGACUCAGAACCCGAACAUGAUGAGGGACAUAAUGAACAUGCCUGCCAUUCAGAGUUUGAUGAAUAACCCUGAUUUGAUGCGUGGCUUGAUUAUGAACAAUCCGCAAAUGCGUGAUAUCAUUGACCGGAACCCAGAGCUUGCACAUGUACUUAAUGAUCCUGGCAUUCUCCGACAGACAUUGGAAGCAGCAAGGAACCCUGAACUCAUGCGUGAGAUGAUGCGAAACACUGACAGGGCAAUGAGUAACAUUGAAUCUUCUCCUGAGGGAUUCAACAUGCUGAGGCGGAUGUAUGAAAACGUUCAGGAGCCAUUUUUGAAUGCUACAACUGGGAAUGCUGGAAAUGAUUUGGGUUCAAAUCCAUUUUCUGCUCUUUUGGCCAACCAGGGUGGGGCACAGGCCCGGGAUGGGUCUAACAACCCUUCAACCACUGGCUCAGAAACACCUGCAGGUUCUGUUGCUCCUAAUACAAACCCACUUCCUAACCCUUGGGGCGCUGCUGGUGGAGGAAAUCAGCCAAAUACUACCAGGACAAAUCCUGUUGGGGAUGGAAGGGCAGCCGGUAUUGCUGACCUGGGAGGUCUUGGUCUCCCCGGAAUGGAACAGAUGCUUGGUGGCAUGCCAGAUGCUAAUGCAAUGAAUCAGCUUUUGCAGAAUCCAGCGAUAUCACAAAUGAUGCAAAGCAUGCUUUCCAAUCCCCAGUACAUGAAUCAGAUUCUGAAUCCACAACUACGAGGAAUGGUUGAUUCAAAUCCUCAAUUUAGAGAAAUGAUGCAAAAUCCAGAGCUACUGCGGCAGUUAACAAACCCUGAAACAAUGCAGCAAAUGCUCGCGUUACAGCAGUCGCUAUUUUCAGGCAAUCGACAGCAACCAACUCAGGAUCCAACUCUCACUGGUGGUGCUACAGGUGCACCCAAUAAUGCUGGGUUGGAGAUGCUGAUGAACAUGUUUGGAGGUCUUGGAGCCGGCAGCUUGGCCGCUGCAAACCCUAAUGUACCACCGGAAGAGCUGUAUGAAAAUCAGCUAAGGCAGCUUCAAGAAAUGGGUUUCUUCGAUACCCAAGAGAAUAUCAGGGCAUUGCAAGCCACUUCUGGGAACGUCCACGCUGCGGUGGAGCGACUUUUAGGGAAUCCCGGGGCGUAACUUUACUCGGCUUCAUGUUUUUAUAUUUAUUCAAUUGGGAUUAUUUUUCUUGUGGACGUGUAAAAUUAGUAAAACUUGGAGUGAAGUCGUCUCAAGACACAAGACAUACAGGCACUUGUAGAUUACAUUUUGGGGGUGUGGAUAAGCAACAACACACACGAUGAUGAUACAGCCGUGAACUUGUGGCUAAGCUUACGCCUUGCCCCAACUGUUUACCUGCUUAUCCUACUCUCACUCAUGUUUGCUUGAAAAGUGCUUUGGUAUACAAAAGUGCUUUCUGGUUCAUGUAUACGUGCACAUUUUAAUUAAAUAAAUGGUUUCAAAUUUCAAUGC
This is a messenger RNA of Malus domestica (apple), 2299 nucleotides long. RefSeq names its product ubiquitin domain-containing protein DSK2a-like. The record is from RefSeq and is a predicted model, not a curated record. Gene Ontology annotation, cellular component: cytosol. Gene Ontology annotation, biological process: ubiquitin-dependent protein catabolic process. Gene Ontology annotation, molecular function: polyubiquitin modification-dependent protein binding. NCBI's taxonomy places the organism in Eukaryota, Viridiplantae, Streptophyta, Magnoliopsida, Rosales, Rosaceae.